AUGAUUGAAUCAGACAUCCUUCACCAUGACAAACAGUAUGAGCCUUUCUACUCAUCGUUUGUGGCACUCUCUGCACACUACAUCACCACAGUAUGUGGGCAAAUACCAAGGAAUCAGUUGCUGUCAGUUGCUGCAGCAUGCAAAGUGUUGAUUGAAUUCUCGUUACUGCGCUUGGAGAACCCAGAUGAGGCAUGCGCGGUAUCACAGAAACACCUGAUUCUUCUAAUAAAAGGACUUUGCACGGGCUGCAGCAGAUUAGAUCGCACAGAAAUCAUAACUUUCACCGCUAUGAUGAAAUCUGCCAAGUUGCCUCAAACCGUGAAGACCCUUUCAGAUGUGGAAGAUCAGAAGGAGCUGCCCAGUGCUGUGAACCCAGAGCUUCGACACAAAGAAGUGCAAAUGAACUUCUUUAAUCAACUGACUUCAGUUUUUAACCCUGACCUUACCACCAUCUUGGCCUCCCCGUCAGCAGCACACAUGCAGGCUGAGAGUGAUUGCGAUGACCAAACCACAGAUCAAGCCAUUCAGGCCAAAAUGAAAAAUGCCUUUAUCUCUCAGAAUGUGUCAAGCUUACAGGAACUUGGUGGGUCUGAGAAGUUGCUACGAGUGUGCCUCAACCUGCCCUACUUUCUGCGCUACAUCAACCGUUUCCAGGAUGCUGUAUCAGCCAACUCUUUCUUUAUCAUGCCUGCCACAGUGGCUGAUGCCACUGCUGUCCGCAAUGGAUUUCACUCACUGGUGAUAGACGUGACCAUGGCUUUGGACACACUCUCUCUGCCUGUACUGGAGCCCUUGACACCAGGGAGAUUACUGGAUAUGACUGUGCUGGCUUUGAGCUGUCUCUAUGCUGGUGUGAGUGUGGCCACUUGCAUGGCCAUUCUGCAGGUAGGUAGCGGCUUGCAGCUCCGCUCAGCCUCCACUGGGACUAAAGAGGAGGACUAUGAAAAUGACGCAGCCACAAUUGUCCAGAAAUGUCUGGAGAUCUAUGAAAUGAUUGGACAAGCCAUCAGCAACUCUCGCAGAGCUGGAGGAGAGCAUUACCAGAACUUCCAGCUGCUUGGAGCCUGGUGCCUUUUAAACAGCCUGUACCUGAUUCUCAACCUGAGCCCCACUGCCCUGGCAGAUAAAGGAAAAGAGAAGGACCCCCUGGCUGCCCUGCGUGUCCGUGAUAUUGCUGCUCGCACCAAGGAUGGCGCAGGAUCGCCUAAACUUGGCCCUGGCAAAGGACACCAAGGGUUUGGUGUUUUGUCCGUUAUCCUGGCCAACCAUGCUAUCAAACUUUUGACCUCCCUUUUCCAGGAUCUGCAAGUUGAGGCUCUGCACCGGGGUUGGGCUAGUGAUGGGCCACCAGCUGAGCUCAACAUCAUGGCACAGAGCACUUCCAUCCAGAGGGUCCAGAGGCUCAUUGACUCCGUGCCCUUGACUAAUCUACUCUUCACCCUUCUCUCCACUUCCUACAAAAAGGCUUGUGUUCUCCAGCGCCAGAGGAAAGGCUCAGUCAGCAGUGAUGCCAGUGCUUCUACAGAUUCAAACACCUACUAUGAGGAUGAUUUCAGCAGUACGGAGGAGGACAGCAGUCAAGAUGAUGACAGUGAACCCAUCUUGGGGCUUUGGUUUGAAGAGACAAUUUCGCCCACCAAAGACAAAGUCGCUCCCCCACCCCCUCCACCACCUCCUCCUCUGGAGACCUCUCCCAGACUGAAGAGCCCCAGCAAGCAGAAUCCAAGCGAAAAUGGCAACAUUUUAGCUGGUCGUAAAGACCCAGAACUGUUCCUCAGUUUAGCCUCCAGCAUUCUGAACUUCAUCACCACCUCAAUGCUCAAGUCCAGGAACAACUUCAUCCGCAACUACCUGAGCGUGUCUCUUACAGAGCAGCACAUGGCUACACUAGCCAGCAUCAUCAAAGACGUGGACAAAGAUGUCAAAGGCUCCUCAGAUGAAGCGUUUUCUUUAGCUUUGUAUCACUUCAACCACACCCUGGUAACAUCAGAUCUUCCAUCCCCAGCCCUGCAGAGCACCCUUCUUCAGCAGUUAGGUGUUGCGCCCUUUUCAGAAGGUCCCUGGCCUCUGUACAUUCACCCUCAAUCAUUGUCAGUGCUCUCCAGACUUCUUCUCAUAUGGCAGCACAAAGCAAGUGUGCAAGGAGAGCCGGAUGUACCUGAGUGUAUGAAAGUCUGGGAAAGAUUUUUGGGAACUUUGAAGCAGCACACUAUCCAGAGUUCAGUGCACGGAGAAGAUGACCUUAAUGUAGAGCACCUCCAGCUCCUACUGCUCCUUUUUCACAAUCUGUCGGAGCGCGGUCGGCGGUCAGUUCUGACCCUGGUCACUCAAGCCAUCACUGAAGUGGCACAGAGCAAAGACUCCCAGCUGAAGGCAGUGCCUCUGAACCUGGCCCGCCUGUGUCUGGUUUUUGACUACCUGCUGCGCCACUACUCCAAGGCACCACUGUACCUUUUUGAACAGGUGCAGUAUAACCUCCUGACCCCACCAUCCACCGGGCCGAGUUCUGUGCAGGAUGGUGGCAAACGCAGCGGCCUCCCACUUUAUUAUGGAUUCAAAGAAGUGGAGGAGAACUGGGCUAAACACUGUUCAGCAGAUUCAAAUGUUCAGCCGAAAUUCUACUGCGUUUUAUCCCCUGAGGCAUCUGAAGAUGAUAUCAGCAGACUGGAUAGCAAGGUCUUUCCAAAGCUGUUCAAUGGAGCAGUAAAAUAUGAUGAGCUGUAUGGGUGGCUCAUCUCACUCCUGGUUGCAGGCUCUCAGUUUGAUACAGCAAGAAGACAAGAGAACAAGCCAAUUACUCCUAUGGAGGCAUGCUCCCUUCAGUACUACUUCCUGGUACUGUGGAGGAUCCUGGGCGUUUUGCCACCCUCGAAAGCCUACAUGGAGCAGCUGAAGAAUGGCUGCAGUGAUCCCAGUGAGAGCGACAUCCUGCACACACUGCGCUGGUCCUCACGUCUCCGGGUGUCCACCUACGUGAACUGGAUCAAGGAACACUUGGUGAAGCAGGGAAUGAAAGCAGACCAAGCGGCAUCUCUGGUUGAGGUGACGGCUGCAAAAUGCAGCACCGUUAAAUAUGACGUGGAACUAGCAGAAGAGUACAUUGCCAGACAGAUUUCCACCUUCUCCAGCGUGGAUCCAAACGCCAUCCUUCCACUUGAUCAGUUACCCUCUCUACAAGCCAUCUAUACACUGGAUGCAGUCAUCUCUAAAGUGCAGGUUUCCCUGGAUGAACAUUUGUCCAAGGUUGCCAUUGAGGCAGACACCCACAAGUCAUCUGAGAUCACAAAGAACCUUCUGCCUGCCACUCUACAGCUCACUGAUGUUUACACAGCCUUUACAAGGUCUUACCUACUCAUGAACAUCCCGGAGGAAGGGGACAACAAGCUUACAGAUGCCAAGCUCCAGGGUUAUGCUGCAGUUCUGUCCAUUGGCUCCACCCGCUGCAAGGCCAACCUGCUGGGUCAUAGUAUCAUGCAGAAUCUACCAUCAGCUGUACAGACAAUAUGCGAGACUUGGAACAGCAUCCACACUAAUGAAUUCCCCAACAUCGGCUCAUGGCGAAAUGCAUUUGCCAAUGAUACCAUCCCAUCAGAGAGCUACAUCAGUGCCAUCCAAGCAGCUCACCUGGGCACUUUGAGUUGUCAGUCCUUGCCUCUGGCCUCUUCUCUUAAACACAUCCUACUGUCUUUGGUUCGCCUCACUGGCGACCUCAUUGUCACAGAGGAGCUGAAUCCUUCACAGGUUGUGCGCACUUUGCUGCCCCUCCUCCUGGAGAGCAGCACAGAGAGUGUGGCUGAGAUCAGCAGCACCUCGUUGGAGCGCAUCCUUGGUCCGUCAGAGUCUGAUGCCUUCCUGGCCCGCAUCUAUGAGCGUUUGGUGACCGGGUGUUACAACAUCAUUGCCCAUCACUCAGACCCAAACAGUGGUUUGGAUGAGUCUGUCCUUGAGGAAUGCCUCCAGUACCUUGAAAAGCAGCUUGAGAGCAGUCAAGUCCGCAAGGCCAUGGAAGAGUUCUUUUCAUUCAGUGGGGAGCUUGUCCAGAUUAUGAUGGCGACAGCCAAUGAAAAUCUGUCAGCAAAGUUCUGCAACAGAGUGCUGAAAUUCUUCACCAAGCUUUUCCAGCUCACCGAGAAGAGCCCAAACCCCAGCCUGCUGUGUCUGUGUGGGUCUCUGGCCCAGCUGGCCUGUGUGGAACCCUCUCGUCUGCAGUCCUGGUUGACACGCAUGACGGCCACACCACCAAAGGACUCAGAGCAGCUGGAAAUUGUGCAAGAAAACCGACAGCUUUUGCAGGUGCUCACCACUCAUAUUGUGCGUGACAACAGCCAGGUGGGCGAAGGAGUAUGCACUGUCCUCCUCAGCACACUCAUUCCCAUGGCAACAGACAUGCUUGCCAAUGGUGAUGGAACAGGGUUUCCUGAGCUCAUGGUCAUCAUGGCCACACUGGCCAGUGCUGGACAGGGGGCUGGUCACCUGCAGCUGCACAGGGCAGCUAUCGACUGGCUGACCAGAUGCAAAAAGUAUUUAACACAGAAGAAUGUUGUGGAAAAAGUGAGCACAAACUUAUCCCAAGGAAAGCAUGCCAGCAUGCUGGAAUGCUCAUGCCACAUUAUUUCCUAUCUGGCCGAUGUGAUGAAUGCCUUGCGGCAAAGCAGUGGCCAGGGCACCUCAGCACUGCUGAUGGAGGGGGAGGAGAAGGCAAUGGAGGUGGACUCUGACUGGGUGGAGGAACUUGCUGUAGAGGAGGAUGAUUCCCAGGCAGAGGACUCUGAUGAAGACUCCCUUUGCAACAAACUCUGUACUUUCACCAUUACUCAGAAGGAGUUCAUGAACCAGCACUGGUACCACUGUCACACCUGUAAGAUGGUGGAUGGGGUAGGUGUGUGCACAGUGUGCGCCAAGGUCUGUCACAAAGACCAUGAGAUCUCCUAUGCCAAAUAUGGCUCUUUCUUCUGUGACUGCGGUGCCAAAGAGGAUGGCAGCUGCCAGGCCUUGGUCAAACGCAGCCCCAGCAGCGGCAUGGGCUCCACCCUGAAAGAGUCUUCUGCAUUCCAGAGUGAGCUGCGUAUGCCUGACAGCGCGAUCCGCCACCAGAAUGCCUCACCCUCGGACAAGGGCAAGGUCACCAUCUGUGAUGGCAAACCUGGUGAUGAAGACAGACCUAAGAAGAGCAGUGUGUGCAAGAGCAUCGAGGGCUGCCAGGAGGAGUUGGUAACACAAGUGAUGGGAUCGUCCACUGCAGCAGUCAUACUAGAGAUGCUCAUGUUUCUCAUGGAAGCCAUCCAGACCAACUUUCAGCAGGCAUCAGCAGUGGGAAGCAGCAGCCGCGCUCAGCAAGCGCUCAAUGAACUGCAUACUCAGGACAAAACUGUGGAGAUGACCGACCAGUUAAUGGUGCCCACGCUUGGCUCUCAGGAAGGGGCUUUUGAGAAUGUGAGGAUGAACUACAGUGGUGACCAGGGACAAACUAUACGCCAACUCAUCAGCGCACAUGUCUUGCGUCGUGUUGCCAUGUGUGUCCUGUCCUCACCCCAUGGACGCCGCCAGCACCUUGCUGUCAGUCAUGAAAAGGGAAAGAUUACAGUUCUGCAGUUGUCCACUCUCCUGAAACAGGCUGACUCAAGCAAGAGGAAGCUAACACUGACCCGCCUGGCCUCUGCUCCUGUCCCUUUCACUGUCCUCAGUCUCACAGGAAACCCUUGCAAUGAAGAUUACCUGGCUGUGUGCGGCCUGAAGGACUGCCAUGUGCUAACAUUCAGCAGCACUGGCUCUGUGUCAGACCAUCUUGUGCUGCACCCACAACUGGCUACUGGCAACUUCAUUAUUAAAGCUAUCUGGUUACCAGGCUCACAGACUGAACUUGCCAUCAUCACUGCUGACUUCGUCAAGAUUUAUGACUUAUCAGUGGAUGCUCUCAGUCCCAUGUACUACUUCCUGCUCCCAAGUUCAAAGAUCCGCGAUGCCACCUUCCUGUUCAAUGAAGAGGGAAAGAACAUCAUCGUCAUCAUGUCUUCUGCAGGCUACAUGUACACCCAGCUCAUGGAUGAAUCCAGCAGUGCCCAACAUGGUCCUUUCUAUGUCACCAAUGUUUUGGAGAUAAACCACGAAGACUUGAAGGACAGCAACGGGCAGGUUGCCGGCGGUGGUGUGUCUGUCUAUUACUCCCAUGUGCUUCAGAUGCUUUUCUUCAGCUACAGCCAGGGAAAGUCUUUUGCUGCCACAGUGAGCCGCAGCACCACUGAAGUACAGAGGCUCUUUCCCAUCAACGUAAAAGGCUCUAAUGGCAGCAGCAGUAAGAUGUCGCCUGCUCUGUGUCAGUGGUCUGAGGUCAUGAACCACCCAGGCCUGGUGUGCUGCGUGCAGCAGACAACAGGUAUACCACUUGUCAUCAUGGUGAAACCAGACACCUUCCUCAUCCAAGAGAUUAAAACUCUGCCAGCUAAAGCAAAGAUUCAAGAUAUGGUAGCGAUCCGACACACGGCCAGUAAUGAGCAACAGCGUACAACCAUGAUUCUUCUCUGUGAGGACGGAAGCUUACGAAUCUACAUGGCCAAUGUGGACAACACCUCUUAUUGGCUCCAGCCCUCGCUGCAGCCCAGCUGUGGCAUCAGCAUCAUGAAACCGGUCCGCAAGCGCAAAGCUGCUGCUACUACAACCCGGACCUCCAGUCAGGUGACGUUCCCAGUGGACUUUUUUGAACAUAACCAGCAGCUGACAGAGGUGGAGUUUGGUGGCAAUGACUUGCUGCAGGUCUACAAUGGACAGCAGAUCAAACACAGGCUCAACUCCACCGGGAUGUAUGUGGCCAACACAAAGCCUGGAGGAUUCACUGUGGAGGCGGUGAACAACAACAGCUCAAUGGUGAUGACAGGCAUGCGGGUGCAGGUGGGCACUCAAGCCAUUGAGAGGGCUCCUUCUUAUGUGGAGGUCUUUGGCCGCACCAUGCAGAUAAACCUGACGAGAGCCCGCUGGUUUGACUUUCCCUUCACCAGAGAGGAGGCCCUGCAGGCGGACAAGAAGCUUUCCAUCUUCAUUGGAGCAUCUGUUGACCCAGCUGGAGUCACCAUGCUGGAUUCGAUCAAGAUAUACGGUAAAACCAAGGAGCAGUUCGGUUGGCCUGAGGAUCCACCAGAGGAUUUCUCUUCGGCCUCCGUCAACAAUGUCUGCAGUCCCAACCUCAACCAGGGCAAUGGCACCUCUGAUGGAGACAUAGCCACUCCGACCACCACCAGCGGCACCGUGCUGGAGAGAUUGGUUGUCAGCUCCCUUGAGGCUUUGGAAAGCUGCUUUGCAGUGGGUUCCUCAAGUGAAAAGGAGAAGAAUAAGGCUGCAGCACUGGAGCUGGCCACUUUACUCCUGUCCAUGCCGACCCCUGCAGGUGUGCAGCAGCAGACCAAGGGACUUCUUGCCAGCCUACACACCAGUCGAACUGCCUACCACAACCACAAGGACCAGUCCUUGCUGAGUAACGCAGUGCAGUGUCUGAACAGCUGCAGCCGUGAAGGACGGGAGCUUGAUCCUGAUGUCUUCCAGAGGCUUGUGAUCACUGCCCGCUCCAUUGCAAUCAUGAGACCCAACAACUUGGUGCAUUUCACAGAAACAAAGUCAUUACACCAUGAUUCUGAAAUGACAGAGGAUGGGCAAAAACAUGUGGAUGGCGAAAGCUGCAAUUUCAUUACACAGCUGAUGAAUAACUUCUGGAAACUCCAUGCCCUAAAACCAAAGAACGCCUUUCUUGCUCCAGCUUGCUUACCUGGCCUAACACAUGUGGAAGCAACAGUAAAUGCCCUGGUUGACAUCAUCCAUGCAUACUGCACAUGUGAACUGGAUUAUAUCAAUGUAGCCUCCAAAAUCUACAUGCAAAUGUUACUGUGUCCAGACACAGCUGUGAGCUUUGCUUGUAAGCAGGCUCUGAUCAGAGUGCUUCGACCACGAAACAAACGCCGACAUGUAACCCUUCCAUCUCCCCCACGCUCCAACACACCUAUGGGAGACAAGGAUGAUGAUGAUGAUGACGAUGCAGAUGACAAAAUGCAGUCCUCAGUGCUGACUGGGGGAGAAGAGGGUAGACAGGAGAGUCAGGAGCAGAGUGAAGUGGACCAUGGCGACUUUGAGAUGGUGUCCGAGUCCAUGGUCCUGGAAACAGCAGAGAACGUCAACAAUGGGAAUCCAUCUCCCCUUGAGGCUCUGCUGGCUGGAGCCGAGGGUUUCCCCCCCAUGCUGGACAUCCCUCCUGAUGCUGAUGAUGAAACUAUGGUAGAGCUGGCCAUUGCUCUCAGCCUUCAGCAAGAUCAACAAGGCAGUAGCAGCAGUGCUCUUGGCCUUCAGAGCCUUGGCCUGUCUGGCCAGGCCCCGAGCUCCUCUUCACUGGAUGCUGGCACUCUUUCAGACACCACCGCAUCAGCCCCGGCAUCAGAUGAUGAGGGCAGCACAGCUGCUACUGAUGGUUCCACGCUGCGGACCUCCCCUGCUGAGCACGGUGGCAGUGUGGGCUCAGAGAGUGGAGGUUCUGCAAUCGACUCUGUAGCGGGGGAGCACAGUGUGUCAGGACGCAGUAGUGCAUAUGGGGACACAACAGUGGAGGGCCACCCUGCUGGUCCAGGCAGCGUGAGCUCCAGCACCGGAGCCAUCAGCACCACCACAGCCCAGCAGGAAGGCGAAGGCUCAGAGGGAGAAGGAGAGACUGAAGGCGACAUCCACACGAGCAGCAGGUUACACAUGGUUCGUCUUAUGCUACUAGAGCGCUUGCUUCAGCACCUUUCUCAGCUUCACAACGUAGGUGGAGUCCAAGCCAUCCCUUACAUGCAGGUCAUCCUCAUGUUGACCUCUGACCUGGAUGGCGAGGAUGAAAAGGAUAAGGGUGCCUUGGAUGACCUACUAGCGCAGCUAAUUGCUGAGCUUUGCAUGCACAAGAAGGAUGUGUCCAAGAAGAAUGAGCGAAGCUCCAUCAAUGAAGUUCACCUGGUCAUCAUGAGACUGCUGAGCGUCUUCAUGUCUCGAACCAAGUCUGGUUCCAAAUCCUCUUCUGAGUCGUCCUCGCUUAUUUCAAACGCUACAGCGACUGCCCUGCUCAGCCUGGGUGCUAUUGACUACUGUCUCCACGUGCUGAAAUCACUCCUGGAGUUCUGGAAGAGCCAACAAGGUGAAGAAGAGCCUGCGACCACCAGCCAGCUCCUCCGGCCACACACAGCCUCCUCUCCCCCAGACAUGAGCCCUUUCUUCUUGCGCCAAUAUGUCAAGGGACAUGCUGCUGAUGUGUUUGAGGCUUACUCCCAGCUGUUGACUGAAAUGGUGCUCAGGCUGCCAUAUCAGAUCAAGAAGAUUGCUGACACCAAUCCACGCAUCCCACCUCCUGUCUUUGACCACUCCUGGUUCUACUAUCUGUCUGAAUAUCUGAUGAUUCAACAGACGCCAUUCGUCAGGAGGCAGGUCAGAAAGCUGUUGCUGUUCAUCUGCGGCUCAAAGGAGAAAUAUCGUCAGCUGCGAGAUCUGCACACUCUUGACUCCCAUGUGCGCAGCAUUAAGAAGCUCCUGGAGGAACAGGGCAUCUUUCUCCGCGCUGGUGUGGUCACAGCCACAUCUGGCUCAGCUCUGCAGUAUGACACGCUCAUCAAUCUGAUGGAGCAUCUGAAAGCUUGUGCUGAAAUCUCUACUCAAAGGACAAUCAACUGGCAGAAGUUUUGCAUGAAGGAUGACUCCGUGUUGUACUUCCUGCUCCAGGUCAGCUUCCUGGUGGAUGAGGGUGUUUCCCCAGUACUUCUUCAACUGCUGUCCUGUGCCCUGUGUGGCAGUAAGGUGCUGGCCAGCUCGUCCUCCUCCUCUUCAUCAUUUUCAGGAGGAGGCUCCAGUGGUACUGGACAGGCAGGAACUCAGUCCUCUCAGAGCAAGUCCUCCAGUAAAAAGAGCAAAAAAGAGGACAAGGAGAAAGACAAAGAGGGUGAUGGAGUUGGCAGCCAGGAGGAUCAGCUGUGUAUGGCUCUGGUCAGUCAGCUGAACAAAUUUGCAGACAAGGAGACACUAAUUCAGUUCUUGCGCUGCUUCCUUUUGGAGUCAAACUCGUCUGCUGUGCGCUGGCAAGCUCACUGCUUGGCACUCCAUAUCUACAGGAACUCCAGUAAAUCUCAGCAGGAGCUGCUGCUGGAACUGACUUGGGCCAUCUGGCCUGAGCUGCCUGCAUAUGGCCGCAAAGCUGCCCAGUUUGUCGACCUGCUUGGAUACUUCUCACUUAAAACUCCUCAGACAGAGAAAAAGCUGAAGGAGUAUUCCCAAAAAGCUGUAGAGAUCCUGAGGGCACAGAACCAUAUCCUGACAAAUCACCCUAACUCCAACAUCUACAACACUCUGUCCGGUUUAGUGGAGUUUGAUGGAUUUUAUCUGGAAAGUGACCCCUGCUUGGUGUGCAACAAUCCAGAGGUUCCCUUCUCGAAUAUAAAACUGUCAUCGAUCAAAGUGGACACCCGCUACACCACAACACAGCAGGUUGUCAAGCUCAUUGGCAGCCAUACCAUCAGCAAAGUCACAGUGAAGAUCGGUGACCUUAAACGCACAAAAAUGGUCCGCACCAUCAACCUCUAUUACAACAACAGGACUGUACAGGCUAUCGUGGAGCUGAAGAACAAGCCUGCUCGCUGGCACAAAGCCAAGAAAGUUCAGCUGACCCCGGGACAAACAGAGGUCAAGAUCGACCUUCCUCUACCCAUUGUUGCUUCCAACCUGAUGAUCGAAUUCUCUGAUUUUUAUGAGAACUACCAAGCCUCCACGGAGACCCUGCAGUGUCCACGCUGCAGUGCUUCUGUGCCGGCCAACCCUGGGGUGUGUGGCAACUGUGGUGAGAACGUGUAUCAAUGCCACAAAUGCAGGUCUAUCAACUAUGAUGAAAAAGAUCCGUUCCUCUGCAAUGCCUGUGGAUUCUGCAAAUAUGCCAGAUUUGACUUCAUGCUAUAUGCUAAACCAUGCUGUGCUGUGGAUCCUAUCGAGAACGAGGAAGACAGGAAAAAGGCUGUUACCAACAUCAAUACCUUGCUGGACAAAGCUGACAGGGUCUACCACCAGCUGAUGGGCCACCGGCCCCAGUUGGAAAGCCUUCUGUCUAAAGUCAAUGAGGCGGCACCAGAGAAACCACAGGAUGACACUGGAGCAGGUGCAGGACUUGGUGCGUCCUCUGCUAAUGUGAACAGAUACAUUCAGCAGCUGGCCCAAGAGUACAGCGGAGACUGCAAGACGUCAUUUGAUGAACUUUCAAAGAUUAUACAGAAAGUGCUUGCAUCCCGGAAAGAGCUCUUGGAGUAUGAUCUGCAGCAGAGAGAGGCUGCCACCAAGUCAUCCCGCAGCAGCAGCAGCCACCAGCCCACCUUCACUGCCAGUCAGUACCGUGCACUCUCUGUGCUAGGCUGCGGCCACACCUCCUCAAACAAGUGCUACGGCUGUGCCUCAGCUGUCACGGGUCACUGCAUCACACUGCUUCGUGCACUGGCCACUAACCCAGCCCUCCGGCAGAUCUUGGUCCUCCAGGGUCUCAUCCGUGAAUUGUUUGAGUAUAAUUUGCGGCGAGGUACAGCAGCCAUGAGGGAGGAAGUGCGCCAAUUGGUCUGUCUCCUGACCAGAGAUCAUCCAGAGGCCACCCAGCAAAUGAAUGACCUUAUUAUCGCCAAGGUGUCAGCUGCCCUUAAAGGCCACUGGGCCAAUCCUGACCUGGUUAGUAACCUGCAAUAUGAAAUGCUGCUGCUGACGGACUCCAUUUCAAAAGAGGGAGGAUGCUGGGAGUUACGGUUGCGUUGUGCCCUCAGUCUGUUCCUCAUGUCAGUGAACAUAAAGACGCCUGUAGUGGUGGAAAACAUCACUCUCAUGUGCCUGCGAAUCCUGCAAAAGCUGAUCAAGCCCCCUGCUCCCACUAGUAAGAAGAACAAGGAUGCUGCUAUUGAGUCCCUAACUACAGUCAGGCCCUACAGUAAUGAAAUCCAUGCCCAGGCCCAACUCUGGCUCAAGAAAGACCCCAAAGCAUCUUAUGAGGCCUGGAAAAAGUGUCUCCCAGCAAGAUGCCAGGAAACCAUGUCAAAGCCUCAGGGGAAGGCUGAAUUACGAAGGCAGUACCUGUUGGAGAAGUAUGUGUGGAAGUGGAAGCAGUUCAUGAGGUCCAGAAAAGGUGACGGCCUCUUCCCCCGUCUGCUCAAACUGAGCCACAACAACUGGCUGCGGCAGGUCCUUUUCACACCUGCCACACAGGCUGCCCGACAGGCAGCUUGCACUAUUGUGGAGGCCCUAACCACAAUCCCCAGCCGCAAGCAACAAGUUCUGGACCUGCUCACCAGUUAUCUGGAUGAGUUGAGUGUAGCUGGAGAGUGUGCGGUGGAGUACCUGGGUCUGUACCAGAAGUUAAUUAAGCCAACACACUGGAAGGUUUAUCUGGCAGCACGUGGAGUCCUGCCCUACAUCGGUAACCUGAUCACCAAGGAAAUAGCCAACCUGCUGGCUCUGGAGGAGGCAACACUGAGCACAGACUUGCAGCAAGGCUACGCCCUCAAGAGCCUGACUGGAUUGCUGUCUUCUUUCGUGGAGGUGGAGUCCAUUAAGCGGCAUUUCACAAGUAGGUUGGUCGGCACAGUGCUCAACGGCUACCUGUGUCUGAGGAAACUGGUGGUGCAGCGCACCAAGCUCAUCGAUGAGACUCAGGACAUGCUGCUGGAGAUGCUGGAGGACAUGACAACAGGUACGGAGUCUGAAACCAAAGCCUUCAUGGCAGUGUGCAUAGAGACUGCUAAGCGGUACAAUCUGGAUGACUACAGGACACCCGUGUUCAUAUUUGAGAGACUGUGCAGCAUCAUCUAUCCUGAGGAGAAUGAGGUGACAGAGUUCUUUGUGACCCUGGAAAAGGAUCCUCAGCAGGAGGACUUCCUGCAGGGCCGCAUGCCAGGAAACCCCUACAGCAGCAACGAGCCUGGCAUUGGCCCUCUGAUGAGGGACAUCAAGAACAAAAUCUGCCAAGACUGUGACCUGGUGGCACUUCUUGAAGACGACAGUGGCAUGGAGCUUCUGGUAAACAACAAAAUCAUUAGCUUGGAUCUGUCAGUGGCAGAGGUCUACAAGAAGGUCUGGUGCCCUACAAAUGAGGGUGAACCAAUGAGAAUCAUCUAUCGAAUGAGAGGUCUGCUGGGAGAUGCCACUGAGGAGUUCAUAGAGUCACUGGACUCAACCACAGAUGAGGAGGAGGAUGAUGAGGAGGUGUAUAAGAUGGCAGGAGUCAUGGCACAGUGUGGAGGACUGGAGUGUAUGCUCAACCGGCUGUCUGGAAUCAAAGAUUUUAAACAAGGAAGACAUCUGCUCACUGUUUUGCUGAAGUUGUUCAGUUAUUGUGUAAAGGUGAAGAUCAACAGGCAGCAGCUGGUCAAACCAGAGAUGAACACACUCAACGUCAUGCUGGGAACUCUAAACCUGGCUUUAGUGGCAGAACAAGAGAGUAAGGACAGCGGUGGAGCCUCCAUAGCCGAGCAAGUUCUGAGCAUCAUGGAGAUCAUUCUGGAUGAAGCCAAUGCUGAGAUUUCAGAGGACAAGGGUAACCUGCUGCUGACAGGAGACAAAGAUCAGCUGGUCAUGUUGUUGGACCAGAUCAACACCCCGUUUGUGCGCUCCAACCCCAGUGUGCUGCAGGGUCUGCUGCGCAUCAUCCCAUACCUGUCUUUUGGUGAACUGGAAAAGAUGAGGAUCUUGGUGGAACGCUUCAAACCGUGUUGCAACUUCGACAAGUACGACGAGGAGCACAGUGCAGACGACAAAGUGUUUUUGGAUUGCUUCUGUAAAAUUGCUGCUGGGAUCAAAAAUAACAGCAACGGCCAUCAGCUAAAAGAUCUUAUUCUCCAGAAAGGAAUCACACAGAGUGCACUGGAUUACAUGAAGAAACAUAUCCCCAACGCCAAAAAUCUGGAUGCUGAUGUCUGGAAGAAGUUCCUCUCCAGACCAGCUCUACCCUUCAUUCUCAGAUUGCUCCGUGGUUUGGCUACCCAGCAUCCCCCCACACAGGUGCUGAUAGGCACAGAUUCAAUAACCAACUUGCACAAGCUGGAGCAGGUAUCCAGUGACGAGGGCAUUGGCACUCUAGCAGAGAACCUUCUGGAGGCGCUGAGGGAGCACAGUGAUGUCAACCUGAAGAUAGAAGCAGCCCGCAGAGAGACCAGAGCUGAGAAGAAGCGUAUGGCAAUGGCCAUGAGACAGAAGGCCCUGGGAACACUGGGCAUGACGACCAAUGAGAAGGGUCAGGUGGUGACCAAGACCUCGCUAUUGAAGCAAAUGGAGGAGCUGAUAGAGGAGCCGGGCUUGACCUGCUGUAUCUGUAGAGAGGGUUACAAGUUCCAGCCAACCAAAGUCCUGGGUAUUUACACUUUCACAAAGCGUGUGGCCUUGGAGGACUUUGAAAACAAGCCUCGGAAGCAGCAGGGCUACAGCACUGUGUCGCACUUUAACAUAGUCCACUAUGACUGCCAUUUGGCAGCUGUCAGGCUGGCACGUGGGCGAGAGGAGUGGGAGAGUGCUGCUCUCCAGAACGCCAACACCAAGUGCAAUGGGCUGCUUCCUGUGUGGGGGCCACAUGUGCCAGAAUCAGCCUUUGCUACAUGCUUAGCAAGGCACAACACAUAUCUGCAGGAGUGCACGGGUCAGCGCGAGCCAACGUACCAACUCAACAUCCAUGACACCAAACUGCUGUUCCUCCGCUUUGCUACCGAACAAUCGUUCAGCGUUGACACAGGAGGAGGAGGACGAGAGAGCAACAUCCACCUCAUCCCCUACAUCAUCCACACUGUGCUCUACGUCCUCAACACCACAAGGGCGACGUCCCGGGAGGAGAGGAACCUGCAGAGUUUCCAGGAGCAGCCAUGUGAGAAAUGGGUGGAGAGCUCAUAUGAGGUAGAAGGGCCGCACUAUUUCACUAUCUUGGCCAUGCACAUCAUGCCACCUGAACGCUGGAGGAGUUCACGUUUAUACUUCCUACGAAGACUCCUGAUCAACGCACAUGCCCGCAAGGUCUCAGCAGUCAGCACCAACAAACUCACAGAUAAAACACCAAAGGAAUAUGCAGUCUAUCGCUCGCCUCUUCUCUUCUGGGGCUUGGUGGAUCUUGUCUACGACAUGUUCAGGAAAGUACCCACCAGCAACACAGAGGGGGGCUGGUCCUUCUCGCUGGCAGAAUAUGUCCGUCACAACGACAUGCCCAUCUACGAAGCCUCAGAGCGUGUGCUCAGGGCCUUCCAGGAUGAACUCAUGCCUGCCGAGUCCUUGUCAGAGUUCUUUGAUGUUGUAGGCCUCCUCUCUGAAAUCGCAGACCCAGACCUCUUCCUGCAGGAUUUGUUGAACUCUUUGCCCUGAUGGCCAGCCUCAACCCACACCCCUCCAACACACAACAGCCCUGCAAAUCAAGUUAGGACACCUUCCAACUGAAAAAAAGAUCCUGUCUUUUUACACAUGCUGAGUACACACACAGAGUAUACACCAUGCCUCUUACUCACUUCCCUUCCCAGUAUGACAUCUUCAAAUUAACUUAAAGCAGAAACUAUGUGUAGUCUAAAAAAUCAUCCACUUUUGGCAACAUCUCUGUAAAGUUUAACACAAAAACACAAUGCUGUUAAAGGGCAAGGGGGACACACUAAAACAGAAUUUAUGCUUUGCCCCUCUGAUUCGGAUCGCUUUGGUGAAAAGUUGAUGACGGAGUUUCUGGCCGAGAUUGAGACAAAAGAUCCAGGACUCUGCCAACAAACUUGGAGCUUCACCUGUCUUUUAAGGACGUCACAGAUGACAGGGCUGAGGGAAUUCAGUGUUAAAAACAAUAAUAGCUGUUUGGUUGAUGGGAAAAUAACUCCUGAAUUCUGUUUUAGGGUGGACACUUUUUCAGCUUUCAACCCCUCCCCCUCCUCCCCUAAUAUUGGGGUGCAAUGUUAAAGUAACAAAAGAAUUUUGGGAUUUGACCCACCAUGUGUUAAGAGUGGCAUUUGAUUUUAUCUUGUUUUCCUUUUCGUUUGUUUGGUUUAAGUUUAUUUUCGGUCAGGGUUUUAAAAUGGCAAAAGGUUUCACUGUCACAUGGUUGCCAGCUAACCUGUCCUUUCUUCUGGGCUCUCGCUGUUUGGUCUUCAUGUAGGUUCUAACUGGAAUUUGAGUGAUCGACAGAAAAAAAAAUGUUUUUUUUGAUUUAGUGUGUAUGUGUAAGGUUUCUUUUAUCAACCUCAGAAGCAGAAAUGGGGAAAAGAACAAUGAAUAAAAGUUUUUUUGUUUUGGUUUUUUUCCAUAAAGCUAUGCCUUUGUGACAAAGUGAACUUUGGACUUGUGAACGAUUCCACCUGUUGAAAUAAAAUAUCAGACUGUCUAAAUCAAUAAUAAAACAGACCUACAUUAUAUCCUGAAA
Messenger RNA from Plectropomus leopardus (leopard coralgrouper), 16384 nucleotides. Lineage: Eukaryota; Metazoa; Chordata; Actinopteri; Perciformes; Serranidae. The record is from RefSeq and is a predicted model, not a curated record.